Messenger RNA from Aspergillus novofumigatus IBT 16806, 444 nucleotides. RefSeq lists its product as uncharacterized. The record is from RefSeq and is a predicted model, not a curated record. NCBI's taxonomy places the organism in Eukaryota, Fungi, Ascomycota, Eurotiomycetes, Eurotiales, Aspergillaceae. The transcript has a single exon. Bases 1 to 444 code for a protein of 147 amino acids.
AUGGAGUCGGUGGUAUUGGCACCUGACAAUAUAUCUCUCCAGUCGGAUCGGCCCAAGGACUUUUCCCCGACCGUACGCGAACGUGAAUAUCUCGCGAACGAACCAAUCGAUAUUGAGACCCGGUUUGCGACGUCAGCCUCCAAUUUACGACGCGCUCACACCGUGGCACAGGGAAGGAACAUCGCAAAAUCAAAUAUUGGCGUGAAAGCGGUCAGGGGAAGGGUUGCAACCUCGAUCCUACGUGCCAAGGACAGCCAUGAAGUACUGAAAAAGCGUCCUGUUAAGCGCUUCGACAUCCCACAGGCCCGCGUGAUGCGCUUGCAGGUGCGAGGGAACCGAAUCACUUCACAGUUGGAAAUGUCGGGCAGAAUGGCAAGAUCUUUCUCAGGUAUGGUUGGAGCAGGCGCUCAGGUUUCACGAAGCUUGGGAGAGACCACAAAAUGA